Messenger RNA from Cucurbita pepo subsp. pepo (vegetable marrow), 1180 nucleotides. RefSeq lists its product as uncharacterized. Lineage: Eukaryota; Viridiplantae; Streptophyta; Magnoliopsida; Cucurbitales; Cucurbitaceae. The record is from RefSeq and is a predicted model, not a curated record.
UACCAUAGUUUUUGCAUUAGUUUUCAUCCUUGUUCUUCCCUUUCUUCUCUUUUUGAUCUAUUUUUACAGCCAUCUAUCUCCUCAUGGAAUCCCUUGACGUUACCCGUGUUCGAGCGUUAUCGUUCUCUGAAUUAGCCAAUGCAUUAACCAGUCCACGACAAAAUCACGUCGAUCAAAACUUUGUCGGAGUAUCUACCAAUGUGAGGCUUUUAUUAAAACUAAUCCAUGAGUACAAAGAUGCUUCGGUGAAAGGCAAUAAUGGAAGUAGAGAUCAAAGGAUAUCUGAAAUGAUGCUUAUAAUUGAUGAUGUGAAAACCCAAAUCCAAAAAUCUCAAUUUCUUGGUAAGAAAAGGGCAGCUGAGCUUAGACGGUGCAACACCGAUCUUAGGCGAAACGUUCCGAGGGACAAACGGAGUAACGAACCGGUGAUGGAUGAGAAGGAGAGAUUGAGGAGAGAGCUGAAUGCAAGCAUGGCUGCAAGGAAAAGCCUCGAAAGCAUAUGUUCGAGCAUCGGAAAGGAGAAGGAGAUCAUCGCGAAGGAGCUAGCGAGGACGGUUCAACAAUUGAACGGAAUGGAAGAACAUCUCAAUGAUCUCAAAGCACAAAAUGAAAUGUUGAUGUGCAAAGUUCAAGCUUGUGUUGCAGAGCAUAGAGUGAAGAAAAACAAUGUACCUGAUGCUCAAGCCAACAUGGAAGCCCUCCAAAAGAGAAACAAAGUGUUGACCGAACAACUUCUCAAGUCGCUCGAUGCAUACCGAUCGUUGAAACGUAAGAUCAAAGAAUAUCAAGAGAAAAGAAGUGGGGAAAAUGCAAGAAUGGAAGAAAUGGGACUUCGUGUUCGAGUUGGACUCGAUAGGAUUCAUAGUUUUAAAGAAAUGUUCACUCAAAACGACGAUGAAAAACAUAUUGAUAUUGAGCAUGAGAUCUCCGCUUUGGAGCAUAUGUUCAAAUGUUUCGAUUUGGAGAUAUCGAAACAUGUCAAGAUGAAGAAGUACCCCGUCGAAUGCAAACACGAGCGCAUCAAUGCCGAUAAGUCCCCGGUUCCGGCUUGAGCUUACAAUAGAAAAAUAGAAGUAAUUGAUUAGUGAUGGUACAAUGACAACCUUGUUUUAUUGUCAUGUGUGCACAUGUACUUGCUCGGUUGCUCUAGUUUUUAAUGCAUUGUUUGAACCUUAAACCA